Molecule: messenger RNA, 963 nt
Organism: Cyphellophora attinorum
Lineage: Eukaryota; Fungi; Ascomycota; Eurotiomycetes; Chaetothyriales; Cyphellophoraceae
Exons: 2
Coding region: 1-963 (320 amino acids)
Source: RefSeq, a predicted model, not a curated record
AUGGCUUCCCCCGUGCUAUCACGCUCGUUACUCGGACUUCGAGCUUCGCCUACGUUACUCGCGUCUUCAACGGCACGGUCUACGGGUCUUGCAUCGACUCAGCAGCACACUCUUUCCUUUCGGCGUCUAGCCCAGUCCCAAAGGUCUACCAUACAGCGAGCUCUACCCAGCAGACUCAGCAGACGGUCGUACGCAACAGUCGUCGUCCAUAACCGAGUCCAAUCCCGCCUCCGCCGCUUCGGCUCCUUCCUCCUCAUCUCCUCCCUCUCCUUCUUCGUCGGCGCCUGGUUCGCAAUCCAAGCCGCCCCACCAGUAUUGCUCGGACUCAUCAUGGGCUCAAACGUUGUCACGGACGAGGAGUCCCUCACCAUGUACGAGGCGCCUGACGACUUUUCGCGGGAAGUAGACGAACACAUCAAGAACUCCGCACUUGCGGUCUCAUUACGCAACGAUCCGACAUGGCGGGAGUCGAGACCGAGUUUGAAGAUUCCGGCGGCGAUAAGGCAGCAUAACUUGACGAGUGGGACGCUGCUGGGGCCAGGGAUGAUUGUUGUGCCGCCGUACUACUUCAACAAAAAGGAUGGGUCGGAGAUGGUGCAGAUUAUGUAUGUUGGCACGGACGUGUCUGGGCACCCGGGGAUAGUGCAUGGUGGGUUCAUAGCUACGAUGCUGGACGAGGGGUUGGCGAGGUGUUGUUUUCCGGCGAUGCAGAAUAAGGUUGGCGUGACGGCGAAUUUACAGAUCAACUACCGCAAGCCCACGAUGGCGGGCCAAUUUCUGGUGCUGAGGGCGAAGACGACCAAGGUGGAGGGAAGGAAGGCGUGGGCGGAGGGUUGGAUUGAGAGUUUGGAGGUUGCGGAGGGGGAGGAGCCCGUCAAGUUGGUGGAGGCGGAGGCGUUGUUUGUUGAGCCGAAGCAUGCGAAGGUGAGAGCUAUGUUGUUGAGGAGGGAGGAUGUUGGCUGA